Messenger RNA from Dama dama (fallow deer), 6418 nucleotides. It is a transcript of the gene DNASE1, whose product is annotated as deoxyribonuclease 1. NCBI's taxonomy places the organism in Eukaryota, Metazoa, Chordata, Mammalia, Artiodactyla, Cervidae. Gene Ontology annotation, cellular component: nucleus. The record is from RefSeq and is a predicted model, not a curated record. Gene Ontology annotation, biological process: DNA catabolic process. The transcript has 9 exons. Gene Ontology annotation, molecular function: DNA nuclease activity. The coding region runs from base 5281 to 6129 and encodes 282 amino acids.
AGACUGAACUCUGGGGGCUUGGGAGCUGUGGAGACAGUGGGACUCGAGGGUGGAGAUCCCUGAGAGGGAGGAGGCCAGAGACGCAGAGGGUGCGUACGGAGCAGAGCUGGGUCUUUGGCCGUUUCGUGGUGCCAGGGGAGAGCGGAGGGCCUGGCAGGAGCAACAGCCCUAAAAAUGCCAGUCUCUCCGCUCGGACCUUGGGUGGCCGGCCCCUCUGCUGCCCCGUGGAGGGAGACACCGUCCCAGUCCUCUCCUUUGUCACACACAGUGCCUGACUCUGCGUCUAGUCACUACUUACACUGGUAAAAGGGACAGAAAGGAAAGAGUGAGAGACCCACAGAAGAUUAAGAUGCUGGAGUUGGCAGACAGAGUUUAAAAUAACCAAUUAAUAUUGAAAUUGGUAAGAUGGAGAGUUUCACAGAGAAUUAGAAUUCAUAAAAGGUUGAAAAUUCUAAAAGAGGAAAGUACAAUAACAAAUUUAAAAUUCAGUUAGGUGGAUUUAAAAGUAGAUGAGAGACAGCUGAAGAAAGGACCAGUGAACUGGAAGAUAAAUCAGUAGAAAAUCUCUCUGCAGACCUUGCCAUGACCAGCUCAUACUAUCCACACUGUCCUGGACUCUGAACCUUCUGGAGACCUGUUGGAUGGGGGGAGAGCCUGUUGAGGAAGCGUUCUGUGCUUGGGAGAGACUGAGGGGGCUUGGGGAUUUGGGGGACGCUUUUCACUCAACUUUGUUGGAAAUGUUACUCACUGGGAGUCUAGUCAGUGGAGCUCCGUGACUCUAGUUAAAUCUUUCAGGGCCUCAGGCAUCAGGAAUCUGAACCUGUUUGUUCAUGGGCUCAGGCUUAAGGUAUGCCAGUCUUCACAGCACACACCGUGGAAAAUGCCUCUGGUGGGAUGAAGGGCCAGGAGAGGCCUGUCUGUGACAUGCAGAAGGCGAGCACGUUGGCACUCAGGCCGGUGGGCCACGGGGCCCAGGUGUGGCCUGUGGCAGUGACGCAGCGGGCACUGGUGUAGCUGGUGAGGGGGCAAGGUCAGGGCUGUGCUGAGCAUGACUCUGAAACUGUUGUGGGUUAUAGCACUUCAUACACAUGCCAUUCUGAGAACCUUUCCAUCCUGGGUUAAUGGUUUCCUUAUAAUGAACAGAAAUAAAUUCAUGAGGGACGGUGAGCUAAGGUGGGGUCAUGGGCCAAGGCCAGUGGCUGAGCUGAGUGAUGACUGCUGACCCACACUGUCUGUCGGACACCGAUUAGAGCGGUGUCCCAGCAGAGACACUGACCAUCUCGAGUAAAGGAUGGAAGCCCCUUUGUCCUCCAGAGUGCUCUGUCUUGGGGCCAGUGAACACCCCUCUUGAGGGGAGAGAAGGAAUCCAGGUCAGGUCUGGCUGAGGGUGGGCACAGCAGCCGCUGGCUCCUGGGAGCUUCUGAUCAGUUCAUGCCAAGCGUCCGGGAGCCGCCUGGACGCCCUGCAGUGUCCCCUGUGCUUCAGGACAGGCGGCCUUGCCGGGUUCUCUGGGGGGUCCGUGAGGAGGGGACGUCCUCUCGUGUGGGAGGUAGGGGGCAGGAGGUGACAGGGCAGGUGAGCACAGGGCCUCUGCCCUUCAGGCAUCUUUCAGGGAUGAGACGGACGAGGUCCCUGCUCCUGUGCAGCUUGUGUUCUAUUAAUAGUGCAGAGGCUGGCCUUCAGUGAGCAUAAGCAGGUAGGAGCAAACACACUAAAACAAAGAAAACCAGUGAUAAGGGUCACGGAAAAGGGACACUGGGACCAUGCUAGUGGCAGGGUCAGGUGGGGGAGGGCGACCUCCCUGAGGAGGCGCGUGAGCGGAACCUGGGCGGCCCUGGGGCAGAGCGGGGCCCUGAGCUCACAUCGCCCAGCCCCUGGUGGGUGCCUGUUUUCCCCUUAAGGACAGGAGGAACCCAUGACAGAUUCUAAGCCGGGGAGUAGGGUGAUCUGAUUCACAAGAUGUGUGGGUGCUGUGUGGAGACUGGACUGUGGGGAGAGUUUCUGGGAGUGGGGAGACCAGUGGGCGGGUUUGCUUGUGUUUGGGGAAGGACAGGCACGGGCGAACCAGAGUGGGUGGAGCUGAGGAAAAGCAGGGACCCCAGGGAGCCUGAGGCGUCCGGCAUCUGGGCAGGUGGGGCCAUCGUGGGAGGGGGCGCCCCCAUUGUGUGUGUUAGACCUAGAGGUCCAAGGGACCCUCAGGCCGAAGAAGUAACAGGUUCAUUUUUAAAUCGUUAAGUCCAAACAGUUUAAGUACAGUAUUUAUAUCCUAACAACUUAUAAUAGACAUUUGGAAAAUAAUGUAAACAUAAAAUUUUUUCAUUGCAUUUUUAAGUAGCCGUAAUUUCUUAGGAGUGGAACAUUUGCCUGUCAGGCUCUUCUUGAAUUUUGGAAUCAGACUGGACAUGGUCACCCUUGUUGCCUUUUCCAUGUCGACUUACACAGUAAUUGCCUUUUCAGUAACUGCCAGAAACCUAGCUUUGCAGACAUGAAAUUACACAAAGCAAUGUAGCAAGAUGUCAUGUUGAAACGCUGGAGUGUCGAGAGAUGUUUAGUAUCACAGUUUUCCCCAAAAGUAAAACGCAUCCUGCCGUGCCGGCAGCUCCGCUGUGGGCUCCUCCGGGCACUGCUGCUCUGCGCCCUUCUUUUCCCUGGGUCUGUGGGCCUUCUGUCUCCUGGGCCACAUGUUGGUGUGCAGGUCGUACCCCUCCACCCCAAGUUCUUGGGGGCGCUCACUGGGUCUUUUUUUUUUUUUUUUACUGCACUGGAUCUUAGUUAGCAUGCAGGAUCUUUUAGUUUUGGCAUGUGGGAUCUUGUUCCCUGACUAGGGAUCAAACCUGGACCCUCUACAUGGGGCGUGUGGAGUCUUAGCUACUAGACCACCAGGGAAGUGAUGGUGUAGGAUAGGAUGAAGUUUUAAGAUGUGAGAUGAUCUUUUUGUUCUAUCUGUUGAUCCUUAAUACAGACUUUAUUUAGAGUUGAAGAUAUUGAGGUUCAAAGUGGUCGAAGGUGCAGUGGGUGAGCCUGGACUGGGCCCCACACCCCUGACUCUUGGCUGGGCUCUUCCCGGGCUGUGCUGCCUGCCUCUCUGUGGGCCUAACUUAGGGCUGCUGGUGUGGCCGUGGAGCUGGGCACUUGGUGCAAGUGAGGCCAUAGUUGGGACCUUUUUUCUGGCAGGUUGGUGAGGGAGGGCAGCUCUUUGGCACAUAAGGGGCAGUGUUUGGUCGAUGGGGGAACAGGGGUGCCAACAGGUGCCUGUGUCCCUGCAAACUGGGGAGCGGGGUCCAGGUACCCUCCGUAUGAGCCACGGCCGUGCCACCUACUGGUUUAUCCUCAUGCUCCUCUCAGAGAGCUUCACCUGCGUGUCCAGGCGAAGUCCAUGGAAGAGAGUUCAAGGCACCUAUUCUGGAUGCAUUGAUGGUCUUGGUUAGUGGUUAGAAUCUUCAUUUUGAUCCUCUUGCAGUCUUGGAGAUUUUAAACAGGAGAGUCAGCAAUCAGAUCUUUGCAAAAGGCUGCAGGGGGGCUCCUGGCAGCCUGAGGGCAAGGCCACGUGACCCUGCAUUGUAGGUGCCAUUUCGAGGAGCUGACUAGCAUUCCUGCUGACCGCCAGAGCUGUCCGUCAGCAUGUUCUCAUUACUUUAGGGGGUUCUGGUCUUGGUUUACUUUGAGUUGUUUUUAAUCCUGUGUCCUCCUCCUUCAUGACCAGCUCACCACACCCAUGACACUUCUGUGAUUUUGACCUUGGUCCUUGAAGACUGCUCUUCUCAGGCUGCUCCUGCUCCCUGAAGCCCAGUCCCCAUAGCCCUGCACACACCCCCCACACGCCCGCCACUGCAAGGCCCUUCCAUUCCAGGGAGGGACCCAGCCUUCCUACUUGCAGGGCUAUCGUUGGUGACCACCGCCUCUCCCUAACGGGGCAGAGCCCCCAUUGAUGGGGUGAUGGGCUGAAUGAUGCCACCCUCCCUCCGAUAUUUCCGUGUCCUAAUCCCUGGAAACAUCACAUGGCGAAAAAGGAUCUCACGAUACGGAGAUGGUCCCAGGUUAUCUGGGAGGACCCUACACUCACUCACCUCCUUCUCUGAGGGUGAAAGAAUCGACAUGGAAGGCAAUGAAGUGGUGCAGCCACAGCCAAGGACACCAGGAGCCUCCGGAAGCUGAAGGGGGCGGAAGGGCCUCCCAGGACCUCCAGAGGGUGUGCAGCCUGUGACAGUUUGAUUUCAGCUCAGUGCAGUCAUUUGGAUCUCUGGCCUCUAAAAUUAGUAGAGAAUAAGUUUCUAUAGUUUUAAGCCAUGAAGUUUGUGGUGACUUGUUGCAGCAGCCACAGGAAGUGAAUACAAAUGGGAAGGCAAAGGAUUCCAAGAAGAAAUGACUGGACUCAAGGCCUGGCAGACCCCGAUCUGCUGCCUGACCGUGUUCUUGUGACUUACUCCUGUCACCUGCGCCUGCACACACAGGCUCUCCGUUGCUAGCAGUUAAGGUGGGCUCUGCAGCCCCUGCCCCUUCCUGGUGCCCACCGCCCUGAAGCCCCCACAGGGAAAGAUCAGGAAGCGGGGCUGGGGUUGGGGGGAGAGGGGUUUCUGGAACAGAGCCGCCACCAUGGGCUCCAUUCGCAACAGGGACAGUCGGGCUUUGUGCCGGCGCCGAGGUCACCUCAGAUCCUGCAGCUGGAGUGUCGCUGGCGCCCCGCCCUGCAGGUCACCUGCUCCCCAUCCCUGGGAGAGCAACAUGUGCAAAAGCCAGAGAGCCUUUGGCUAUAUGGAAUGACUUUAAAAUCAAGUGCAAAUAUCAUCAGGUGCUUUUUACGGAGGCAAGGGACCUGUGCCUCUCAAAAUAAACAUGUGGCAGUCACCCACCCGCUGAGAAAGGCACACAGGCAGGGCCAUUGUUCCGUGUCCUCCAGGUGAUGCCCUGGGAAAGGGCACAGCUGCCUGAGCCUUUAAAACCCCAGGGGGGACAGACAUUGCUGUGUGGAGUUGCGGCAGCUCCCGCUUGCGUUUCUUAGCCACUUCGUGAGUAUUUUUUAAGCAGCCAGAGGAGAGAACUAGUACUGAAGAAUACCAAUUCUUGGCAGAAUUCCUUACGAAAGGUUUCAGGUGAGUGUGCCUGGUGCUCCAAGGGCUGGGUGACUUGUGCUCAUAGGAGGUGGACGCCCGACCGCGAGAACCCUGGCCAGUCCCGUGGAGGGGGUAUCUGGAGCGUGAAGUGCAGUGAGCUGGCACUACACUGCCAGGGGCUUCCUGGGCUGGCGACCCUCGCGGAGCUCAUCUGCUGGCGGCUGAGGGGAUGAGGGGCACCAGGCUGACCGGGCUGCUGCUCGCCCUGGCUGGCCUGCUGCAGCUGGGCCUGUCCCUGGAGAUAGCAGCCUUCAACAUCCGCACCUUUGGGGAGACCAAGAUGUCCAACGCUACACUCUCCAGCUACAUUGUGCGGAUCGUGAGUCGUUAUGACAUCGUCCUCAUCCAGGAGGUCAGAGACAGCCACCUGGUGGCCGUGGGGAAGCUGCUGGACCGUCUUAACCAGGAUGACCCGAACAACUACCACUACGUGGUCAGUGAGCCGCUGGGCCGCAACAGCUACAAGGAGCGCUACCUCUUUGUGUUCAGACCCAACAAGGUGUCCGUGCUGGACACCUACCAGUACGACGAUGGCUGCGAGUCCUGCGGGAACGACAGCUUCAGCCGGGAGCCCGCUGUGGUCAAGUUCUCAUCCCCUUCCACCAAGGUCAAGGAGUUUGCUAUUGUUGCCCUGCACUCGGCCCCAUCGGACGCAGUGGCUGAGAUUAACUCUCUCUACGACGUCUACCUGGAUGUCCGGCAGAAGUGGGACUUGAAUGACAUCAUGUUGAUGGGCGAUUUCAACGCUGACUGCAGCUACGUGACCUCCUCGCAGUGGUCAUCCAUCCGCCUGCGCACGAGCUCCGCCUUCCAGUGGCUGAUUCCUGACAGUGCUGACACCACGGCUACGUCCACAAACUGCGCCUAUGACCGGAUCGUGGUCGCAGGGUCUUUGCUCCAGAGUUCUGUGGUUCCUGGCUCGGCUGCUCCCUUUGAUUUCCAAGCUGCAUAUGGAUUGAGCAAUGAGAUGGCCCUGGCCAUCAGUGACCAUUACCCGGUGGAGGUGACACUGACAUAAGUCCAUCCUGGGGUCUACGACCUCUGCCUCACGCCAGGAGCUGAAGACAGCUGACUCGUUGUCACAGUUAAGAGCAGAGGGUGGAGCUUAAGGAACCCAGUGCCUUCCCUCCCCCGUGAACCCCCAACCACCCCGCAGCAGCUGGAAUUUGAGGAGAGCACCUGACCCCCUUCCAUUAUAAGUGUGGCGGUUCUGUCACCAGAGCAGCCCAUCUUCUCAGUUGGGAAAGAAAGUCUAAAACUAAGAAAUGCCUUUUAAUUUAAAUAAAGCUCAAAAGGGGGUGUUGUCA